AUGGUUCGAGUCGGGUACUCCGAUGAUGAUGUGUGGCAUGAGCGAGUCGUGUUGCUACCCGGCAAGACCGAGAACUGCUAUUGGAUAGUCACUCCAGACCUAGAUGUUUAUGAAGAAGAUCUGGGAGGAAAUGCGACUGAUGGCCCUGAGAAGGAAGUCACGAAUGACUUCGUCGAGGAGAAGAUCCUUGAGGCAUGGCGGGAACACGAGGCCACACAUGGCGAGGUUCCCGACGUUGAGGGGGAGAUGAUAGUGUUGCCCGACGGCAGCAGCAGGCUCCUCUCUGGAUUGGUGCCUCGACGGCGGCUCCGACUGAAGAGCGGGGCAGGAAAGCUUCAUGUGGGGGCCGCUUCUCAUUCGACAGGCAGCCGGCCUGUGGAUAAGAGUGUGAUCGAAGAGGACUUUGAGACUUGGGUGGUAGUUUAUCAUGCCCAGGGAGACCGUCUUGGAGAGCAGAUCAAGCCGCCGCUAGACACAGCGGUGGUGCCGGCCGGAGGGCAAGCUUUCAAGUUGUUCCCCCAGGAUGGUGGCAUCUUCUUUUUCCAGGGGUGUGCCGCCGCCGAUGCUCCCGCAAUCGGAGUGGUACGCCGCCCAGCGGCCGAUGAACGGGCCGAGAGAGAUAUCAGAGUCCUUCCUGUUUUGUUUGAUGCUGCCGAAGAGAGAUGGCGAUCCUUGGAGGAGGCACUGGCAGAGUUCGAGGAAGUUGACUUUGAAGAUUUCCCGUGA
Molecule: messenger RNA, 726 nt
Organism: Symbiodinium sp. CCMP2592
Lineage: Eukaryota; Dinophyceae; Suessiales; Symbiodiniaceae
Source: the annotation of a GenBank genome assembly